CCUUGACAACCCGGCCCAAGGUCACAAGGGUUCCACUCCCAUCCCGGACGGUGACAGGGCCGACAGAGCCCCAGCAGGCAGCGCGCCGGGCAGCCCGGCGCUCCGUGACGUCACCGCGCCGCGCCCGAGGAUGGUCCACCCUACGGCCCUACCCAGCCAACCGUGUGCACGCGGCGCUGAGGGACAAAGACAUGGCUUGGGAGCUUCGUUCGCUGCUGCUGUGGGGCCGCAGUCUUCGACCUCCUUUGCGAGCUCCGUUUCUGGUGGCCGCCUCGGGAGGAAAACCAAUUCUGUGUCCUCAGAGAUCCACAGUCCAGCUUAAGAGCCACUGGCAACAGCUAACUUCUAGCUUCUAUGCAAGACAGUUAUACAGCACACAGGCUGCUGAGGACAAGAAGGAAGAGCCCCUGCACUCAAUCAUAAGCAGCACGGAGGUGGUACAGGGUUCUAGCUCCAAACAUGAGUUCCAGGCAGAGACAAAGAAGCUGUUGGACAUUGUGGCCUGUUCCUUAUACUCAGAAAAAGAGGUGUUCAUACGGGAGCUCAUCUCCAAUGCUAGUGAUGCCCUGGAAAAACUGCGCCAUAAACUGGUAUCUGACGGCCAAACAUUGCCAGAAAUGGAGAUUCACUUGCAGACUGAUGUUGAGAAAGGAACCAUCACAAUCCAGGAUACUGGCAUUGGAAUGACACAGGAAGAGCUGGUAUCUAACCUAGGCACAAUUGCCAGGUCAGGUUCAAAGGCCUUUCUGGAAGCACUGCAGAACCAGACAGAGGCCAGCAGCAAGAUUAUUGGCCAGUUUGGAGUGGGUUUCUACUCAGCUUUCAUGGUGGCUGAUAGAGUGGAAGUCUAUUCCCGCUCUGCAACCCCAGGGAGCCCCGGCUACCAGUGGCUUUCAGAUGGCUCUGGGGUGUUUGAAAUUGCUGAAGCUUCAGGUGUUAGAACCGGAACCAAAAUUAUCAUCCACCUCAAAUCAGACUGCAGAGAGUUUGCCAGCGAGUCCCGUGUUCAAGAUGUGGUAACAAAAUACAGUAACUUCGUCAGCUUCCCCCUGUAUCUCAAUGGAAGACGCAUUAACACCCUGCAGGCCAUCUGGAUGAUGGAUCCCAAGGGACUCAGUGAGUCACAGCAUGAGCAGUUCUACCGCUAUAUCACCCAGGCCUAUGAUAAGCCCCGCUACACCCUGCACUACAAGACGGACGCACCACUCAACAUCCGGAGCAUCUUCUAUGUGCCAGAGAUGAAACCAUCCAUGUUGGAUGUGAGCAGGGAGCUGGGCUCCAGUGUGGCACUGUACAGCCGCAAGGUCCUCAUUCAGACCAAGGCUACAGACAUCCUGCCCAAGUGGCUGCGCUUUGUCCGAGGUGUGGUAGACAGUGAGGAUAUCCCCCUAAACCUCAGCCGGGAGCUCCUGCAGGAGAGCGCCCUCAUCAGGAAGCUCCGGGAUGUUCUGCAGCAAAGGCUAAUAAAGUUCUUCAUUGACCAGAGUAAAAAAGAUGCUGAGAAAUAUGCAAAGUUUUUUGAAGAUUACGGCUUAUUCAUGAGGGAGGGCAUUGUGACCACCGCAGAACAGGAGGUCAAGGAGGACAUUGCAAAGUUACUGCGCUACGAGUCCUCAGCACUGCCCGCUGGGCAGCUGACCAGCCUGUCAGACUACGCCAGCCGUAUGCAAGCAGGCACCCGCAACAUCUACUACCUGUGUGCCCCUAGCCGGCACCUGGCCGAGCACUCACCCUACUAUGAGGCUAUGAAGAAGAAAAGCACAGAGGUCCUCUUCUGCUACGAGCAGUUUGAUGAGCUCACCUUGCUGCACCUUCGUGAGUUUGACAAGAAGAAGCUUAUUUCUGUGGAGACAGAUAUAGUUGUUGAUCAUUACAAGGAAGAGAAGUUUGAGAACUCAUCCCCAGCUGGUGAGCGCCUAUCUGAGAAGGAGACUGAGGAGCUGAUGGCAUGGAUGCGAAAUAUACUGGGAUCGAGAGUCGCCAAUGUGAAGGUGACUCUCCGCCUGGACACCCACCCUGCCAUGGUGACUGUGCUAGAGAUGGGGGCCGCCCGGCAUUUCCUGCGUAUGCAGCAGCUAGCCAAGACCCAGGAGGAGCGUGCGCAGCUCCUACAGCCCACUUUGGAGAUCAACCCUGGGCAUGCACUCAUCAGGAAGCUCAGUGAGCUGAGAGAGCAUGAGCCAGAACUGGCUCAGCUGCUUGUUGAUCAGAUCUAUGAAAACGCCAUGAUUGCAGCAGGCCUUGUUGAUGAUCCCAGGCCCAUGGUGGGCCGCCUGAAUGACCUUCUCGUCAAGGCCCUGGAAAAACACUGACGGUCAAAAGCAGCUGCUCCUGCGAUCUGAGAACCAUGUUGCCAGUCUUCCCAAGAGAAGGAGCAGGUGGAGGAGGACUGUACCCAAACUAUUCCCGAAACCCAGCAGAGUUGCAGAGUGAAAAGCUACGUCUGUGUUGUUGAGACAUGACAGAAAGCAGCACACCAAAAAUCAUUUGGGGCACCAAGCCGCUAUGUCCCAGCUGAACUAAAAUGUGAAGGAAGGACACCUACAAGUUGUUUAGUCAAUCCAUAUGCUGCCCGGAAGUCAAAAGGACCAGCGGAGCCUGGAACAACUCUGCUUUGGAGCAGAGAUCCCGCAACCACGAUCCUGCAGGGCGAGGGAUGGGAGAGAAGGUUCUCUUCAGACACACUUGGCCUGGUCAGUGGCCUCUCUACAACCAGUGGGCUUUGACUCAGACUUUGCUUGAGCCAGCCCAGAUGGAGCCUACCACCCCACACCCUGAGACCAUUCAGAAGAGAAAGACAGGGCUGGGGAUACAGCUCAGUGGCAGAGUACUGGCCUGGCAAGCACAAGGUCCUGAGUUUGAUUCCCAGUACCAAAAAUAAAAAGAGGAAAGAUGACCCUAUGAGAA
Molecule: messenger RNA, 2907 nt
Organism: Cavia porcellus (domestic guinea pig)
Lineage: Eukaryota; Metazoa; Chordata; Mammalia; Rodentia; Caviidae
Gene: Trap1
Product: TNF receptor associated protein 1
Exons: 19
Coding region: 192-2312 (706 amino acids)
Biological process (GO): protein folding
Cellular component (GO): mitochondrial inner membrane
Molecular function (GO): ATP-dependent protein folding chaperone; ATP binding; protein kinase binding
Source: RefSeq, a predicted model, not a curated record